CAUAUUGGCCAGACUGGUCUGGAACUCCUGACUUCAGGCCAUCUGCCUGCCUCAACCUAAAGUGCGAGCUUACAGAUGUGAGCCACCGUGCCCACCAUCGUUACCCUCUUUCAACUAGACCUCUGGCCCUCCUCCCCCUGGGGGUGGGGGGCAGGGGAGUGGGGUGGGAUCUUCCUCUGUCUCCCCAUCCCACGGAUGGCUCACAUCCCCACUUCAGCAAAGUUCCCUGCAGUCACAGAGAGGGCCAGGGUUGUGGGAAGCGGCCAGCCUAGCCAGGUGCUCUUCAGGAGUUGGGGUGGGGGGGAGUGGGGAUGGAGGCGGGGGGCUUAUGCCUAUAAUCCUAGCACUUAGAGAAGCCAGGAGUUGCAGACCAGGCUGGGCAACAUAGACUCCAUAUGGCUGUGGUGGCGUCUAUGGUCACAGCUACUCGAGAGGCUGAAGUUGGAGGAUCGCUGGAGCCCAGGAGUUGGAGGACUGCAGUGAGCAGUAUUCGCACCACUGCACUCCAGCCUGGGGGACAGAGGUAGACCCUGUCUCAGAGGGGGGAAAAAAAAAACAAACGGAUGUGAUGUACAGGUGAUCUUUUGUGUUUGGAGAUUAUCCAUUUUACCAGAACCCUGCUCAGCACCUCCUGAAGACAGACAUGAGUGUGUGUUUAGGGUCACGGAGAGAGGAGGGGACCCCAUGACUACCCUCAGCCUGGACAAGUUGAAGAGUUCCAAUCUUGGUGGCUUAGCUGGGCUUUGGCUGUGCCUGUGAGAGCCUCUAGGGAGGGUAUCCUCUUCACUCCCCUUCCCUGUUGGUGACAGCACCUAUAUACCCUUAGAAAGGGGAGUCGCAGGUCCUGCUGUGUCCCCGAAAGCAGCCAAGGGGAAGGUGGGGGGCCUCUCACUUCACUCAGCCUGAUCCCCCCAUCUGGUGCUCCUCACUGUUUCUCUUCCGCCCCAGGGAGGCCCUUGCCAACUUCGGAGGCUUCUCUAGGGGUGCACGGCUUUGCACCCUGCUCAGCUGCUGGGCUGUGCGGGUCGCUGGGGUCGGCAGGGGGCGCAUUACCGUCAGGGGUAACGUGGGGCAGAGCCCAACAUGGGUGAACCCGCUGCCGCAACCAUAUCCCUUUUCCAAAGGCGGCGGCGGCGGGGGCGAGGUGGUCGGGACACUUUUCCCAGAGGCCUGAAGGGCAGCGCACGUUUUCUCUCCUCUGGGUCGCCCUUUACCCCGCCAGCGCCCCAGUUCCCCGCGGCGCCCGGCCCCUGGCUGCGCAGACCCCUCUUCAGUCUGAAGCUGUCCGACACAGAGGAUGUCUUCCCUCGCCGCGCGGGGCCGCUCGAGGUCCCGGCCGACAGCCGCGUGUUCGUGCAGGCGACAUUGGCCCGUCCCUCCCAGCGCUGGGGCCUGGCCCUGCACCGCUGCUCAGUGACGCCGUCCUCACGCCCGGCCCCGGGGCCGGCCCUGGCGCUGCUUCGCGAGGGCUGCCCCGCCGACGCCUCGGUCGCCUUUCCGCCACCGCCACCGCCGAGCCCGGGUUCCACCCGCCCUGUGCGCUUCAGCUUCCGCCUGCGCCCAGUCUUCAACGCCUCAGUGCAGUUCCUGCACUGCCAGCUGAGCCGCUGCCGCCGCCUCCGGAGAGUCCGCCGGACACCUGCACCCCUGACUCCCCCGCCGCCAUUGCGAUGUCUGCCUCAGGACGAGGCGUGCGCCGGCGGUGGCAGCGUCGAGAGCCUGGCUGCCUACGGCCCCCACCUGCAUACGCUGACGCAGCCUAUCGUGGUCACCGUGCCGCGGCCGCCCCCCAGGCCGCCCAAGAUCAUCCCUGGCCGCGCCGUGCGCCCUGAACCUCCCGCACCGGCCCCCGCGACGCUGGAGCCCGCGCCGGUGGUGGCACUUGUGUUGGCAGCCUUUGUGUUGGGCGCCGCGCUGGCCGCCGGGCUGGGCCUCGUCUGCGCGCACUCAGCGCCCCUAGCCCCCGGCGCGCCCACGAGAGCCUCGCCCAGCGGCCCCCAUCCCAGGAGGCCCUAAAGAGGAAGGGAUGAUGCGCCCCCAACAUGACCCAGUGAUGCACCCAGCUACCGCUUCGAGACCAAGACCAACAGGACCGGACCCACCUCCCUGGACCUCGGACCCGAUGGGGCCACGACCCCUGGGCUUCUCUCCUCCCCCUGUUCCUCCCACCUGUGCUCAAAAUAAACCUCUAGACUAA
This is a messenger RNA of Cebus imitator (Panamanian white-faced capuchin), 2197 nucleotides long. It is a transcript of the gene TGFBR3L, whose product is annotated as transforming growth factor beta receptor 3 like. NCBI's taxonomy places the organism in Eukaryota, Metazoa, Chordata, Mammalia, Primates, Cebidae. The record is from RefSeq and is a predicted model, not a curated record.